UUACGUGAAGAAAAUUGUAUUUAUACAGACUGUGGGUUCGCGUUUUUUUCAUUCUCGCGUAUUCUGUGAUAAUUUUAUAGUGGGAUAAGCUAUUAAUUAUGAGCAUCUGCCUUGAAAUGUGUGAGCUUGAACGUUUCUUAAUUUCUGACGCAAUACCGGUCUGGCAACAUCGCGCGGAAUAGGACUGAAAGUUAGAACUCUCAUGUAUUAGAAAAGUUAAUUGGAUUUCUACAACUUUCCACAUUUUUUAUCCUUUAUGAGGUACUAGGGCCUCAGCGCCCGGUCGCACACGACGGGUCGACGAGCCGAGGGGGGAUCGGCGCGGGCACAUACAACGACUGAAGAGCCGCUGAACUGCUCCUGCGCACGCUUUGGUGCCGAUUCACCCGCCGCUCGCGCCAUAAGCCCGAUCAUGUUGAGAACGGGCGCGAGGCACCCGGAUGCUGACAGCGACGCCGUUCCCUCCACAUCGAGGGGGGACGCCGUGGACCCUCAACAUCUGUACGCGACGCUCAACGAGUACCUGCUGCUGGAGCACAAGUUCCAGCCACGACUGUGUCUGCCAGCUAACUCUGAUAGUGGCGAAGUUACGACAGGCGCGCGAGACGGCGCUGCACACGUGCUGCGUUGUCUUAAAGUCUGCUAUGACCUGCCAGCCGAUGUUCUCAUCGAUGCCAUCAGCUUAUUUGACAGGUUCCUGACAAAGAUGAAGGUGCGUCCGUGCCACGUCCCUUGCAUCACGGUGUCUUGCAUGAACAUAGCAAUUGACCAGCACGCUCAGCGCACACGCCAGCCUAGGACCGUCACGGUCGAGGAAUUAGUGUCCAUCUCGCAGUCGGCGUGCACGGCGGGCGACGUGGCGCGCAUGUCGCGCGUGAUCGGCGACAAGCUGGGCGUGGCGGGCGCGCAGCCCGUCACGCCGCUGCACUGGCUGCGGCUCCUGCGCAACAUCGUGGCCGUCGCCGCGGCGCAGCUGCAGCUGCCGCCCGUCACUCCGGUGGGUCGCGUUUCGCUCUCGACCAGCGCCCUAGGCUCUCCUAGAUGUACCACGCUCAAUAACAAACGAAAAAUCUUGAAUUCUAGAAUAUAUUUAUUGAAUACUGAACGGCAGGUCCUCCGUCCGACUGAUCGCCUGACGUCACUCCUGCCGACCAUCGAGGAGCAACACCUCGCCACCGAAGCGUCGCCAACCAGGAACAGAUCGGGCAGCGAGAGCAGCGAAAAUGAAGAAACAUCCGAUUGGCCACGCAGCCCCGUUUUACCGGUCUACUGUGACAACUGAACAACGCUUCUGGGAUAUACAUUACACAAUCCGUAAGCUCUGCCUAUCCAACAAUGCGUCGAAGCUACACAACCGCCAACUUAGCUGUGAGUGGUGUCUUUAGUGUGUGCGGUGUUAGUAAACCUUAGCGGCUUAGAGUUCACAAAUAAGUUGGCAGCACUGAUUAAGUUGUAAUGCAUCAGUCUCUGCGUGGUGGACGGUCUUACAUCCUUUCAAAGAAGAGACAAUAAGUUGGUUGCAUAGGUGCAGUAUAAUAAAGGCAGCUACGAGCAAAAAUAUCCAGGAGAACC
Hyposmocoma kahamanoa is the source of this 1572-nucleotide messenger RNA. RefSeq names its product cyclin G (gene CycG). The record is from RefSeq and is a predicted model, not a curated record. NCBI's taxonomy places the organism in Eukaryota, Metazoa, Arthropoda, Insecta, Lepidoptera, Cosmopterigidae.